Messenger RNA from Megalops cyprinoides (Indo-Pacific tarpon), 986 nucleotides. RefSeq names its product four and a half LIM domains 5 (gene fhl5). Gene Ontology annotation, molecular function: transcription coregulator activity. Lineage: Eukaryota; Metazoa; Chordata; Actinopteri; Elopiformes; Megalopidae. Gene Ontology annotation, cellular component: Z disc; nucleus. The transcript has 5 exons. The record is from RefSeq and is a predicted model, not a curated record. The coding region runs from base 1 to 843 and encodes 280 amino acids.
AUGUCGGCCGAGCGUUUUGACUGCCAUUACUGCAAGGACUCCUUACUGGGAAAGAAGUACAUCCUAAAAGAGGACACUCAGUACUGCCCCAGGUGCUAUGAGAACCUGUUUGCAAACUGCUGCGAGCAUUGCUCUACGCCCAUUGGAUGCAACUCCAAGGAUCUGUCCUAUAAGGACCGCCACUGGCACGAGGAGUGCUUCAAGUGUGCAAAGUGCAGCCGCUCACUGGUGGAGAAGCCCUUUGCAGCCAAGGAUGACCUCUUGCUGUGCACGGAGUGCUACUCCAACGAGUACUCCUCCAAGUGCACCACCUGCAAGAAGACCGUCAUGCCAGGCUCACGCAAAAUGGAGUACAAGGGGAACAGCUGGCAUGAGACCUGCUUCAUGUGUCACCGCUGCCAGCAGCCAAUUGGAACAAAGUCCUUCAUCCCCAAAGACAACGGCUACUUCUGUGUGCCAUGUUUUGAGAAGCAGUUUGCCUAUCAGUGCUGCUCCUGCAAAAAGGCUAUAACGACAGGUGGAGUGACCUAUCACGACAAGCCUUGGCACCGGGAGUGCUUCCUGUGUAUCGGGUGCAAGAAGCAGCUGGCCGGGCAGCGAUUCACCUCGAGAGAAAACUACCCCUAUUGCCUGGACUGCUUCAGCAACCUGUAUGCCAAGAAGUGUGUGGGCUGCACAAAAGCCAUCUCCAGUCUGUCAGGAGCGAAGUACAUAUCGUUUGAGGAGCGUCAGUGGCACAGCGAGUGCUUCAACUGCAUGAAGUGCUCCGUGUCUCUGGCUGGGCGAGGCUUCCUGACCGACCGUGAUGACAUCCUCUGCACCGACUGCGGGCGGGAGAAAUGAGGCCACGCCCCUCAAAAUACAGGUCCAGUUUCUUUGGUGCUGAAAUGUUCAAAGCCAUUCAAGGCCUUUUUUGUUGAGUUUUCUUUCUCUUUUUUUUUGUUCAUUCUGUUUGUUCCCCUCAUUGAUGGUCAUGAGGCAUUUUA